CUACGAUCGAUCUACUUUCGUUUUGUGUCUGACCCAGGCGGUGGUGAAGUGGGCCUAAUGCUUAGCUGGUGACUAUGAUCAUUGUGGUGGAACACAUGAUGAGCUGUCUGCCUAACCAUAGAUACUGUAAUCAGAGACGUCCUGACAUAUGGGUGAAGAUCUAGCCGACUGACUUUAUUUUAUAUCUCUGAGUGGCAUCUGAACUUUCUUCAUGGUACAUCAUAAAAUAUGCCAGUAAACACGCCUGCUAGCAUCAAAAUGGAACACUGGAUCACUGUGUUUGUCAUCCUUGGCUGUGUAGGUACUCAUUGUGUACUCUGCUCUGGGGUCAAGAGGUCACACACAGAUUUCAUUUUGAUAGGAGCGGGUGGAGAUCUGGCCAAGAAGUAUCUCUGGCAGAGUAUGUUUCAGCUUUAUGUCAACCAUGCCGAUGAAAACACAACCUUUAAUUUCUUUGGAUGUAGCCGUUCAAAUUAUGAGGAGGGCAAGGUUUUAAUAGAAAACAUUCUACAAAAGCAUGUGAGCUGUGCAUUCAAAUCUUAUAGUGAUGCAUGUGAAAAAGAGAAAAUAAAUUUUUCAAAAAAUGUUAGAUAUUUUCCUCUCAAGACUGAUUUAGAUUUUGAAAACUUUGGACUUUUACUUGACGUUGGUGAUGAAAGGGAAGAUCAAGAAGUUGGUAGAAUUAUAUACAUGGCUAUUCCACCCAAUGUUUAUGCGUCAAUGUCUGCCAAGAUGUGGAAGUGUUGUUACUGUAAAUCCAUGAGGUCUUGGAACCGGUUGGUCCUGGAGAAACCGUUCGGAAGUGAUCACCAGUCAGCUGUAAAGAUGGCCGAGGAGAUCGCUAAAUUUUACAAGGAAGAGGAAAUAUACAGGGUCGACCAUUACCUGGGGAAAUCUGUUGUAAAACAAAUACUUCCAUUCAGACAUGCUAAUAGAGAUGUUCUGGAGCCCCUACUGACCAGGGACCAUGUGGCGCGAGUAGAAGUGGUUAUGAAGGAAACUAUUGGCGUACAGGGAAGAAUUGACUUCUAUGAUCAAUACGGAAUAAUUAGAGAUGUGAUGCAAAACCAUUUGACAGAGUUACUCGCCCUUGUUGCCAUGGAGCUUCCUGAUGAAAUCACCACUACAGAGCAGGUUGAUAGCAGUAGGCUACGGUUGUUGUCACAGAUACAACCUGUCAACAGGAAGUCUGUCUUGAUUGGUCAGUAUGUUGAUUACGUCGUGCAGGCACAGACAGAAAAGGAAAAUGUGACAUUGUCAAAGUUUACACCUACCUUUGGUGCUUCACGAGUGAUGGUGAAGAACUGUCGCUGGAGUGGCGUCCCCUUCCUCUUAGUUUCCGGAAAACAUUUAGACGAACGCUCAAGUUUUAUUCGAAUUGUUUUCAAAGAAAAUGAUUUCUGUAUAGCAGGAUGUCGCCAUCAGAACGGCAGUCAUUGGAAGGGACAAAAACAGAUAAUUUUCCAAAUCGGACAUGGCAACUUACCAUCAGCUGGCAUUUUAGUUUCCAAGGAACUGUUUAACCCUUCAUUGCCUGCUUCUCUGAAGGACUUACCAGUGACAGCAGACGAUAUUGCCAUGUAUGGACAGAGUUUGAAUGAUUUCACUUUCCUGGUUCCGAAAGAGAACCAGCCGGCCUAUGUGACUGUUGUAGAUGACAUGUUUGUAGGAAGGCGGGAGAGUUUUGUUGCCAAGGAGCGGCUCCUAAGUUUGUGGCAACUGUGGUCACCAAUACUAAAUGAGCUCCAGGGAAUCGCUCCACGCUUGUAUCAGCCAGGUGAAGACCGGUCUCUGAACUUUAAACUGACAACAGACGGUCUUCAGUAUAUGUUUACAGAUGAAGACGAUACUAUUUCAUAUAGCACAUUUGGCCACCAGUUUGCUUUUCUUCCUGCCAGCUACCUCGGUCAUCCACUUAUAGCAAAACCAACUGAAAAUUCUCUCGUUCAGGCUGCUGCUGAAUUUAUAGUCAAUGCUAUAAAUGAACGCUUGAAGAUUAAGAAUAUUUUCAACAUUGCAUUUUCUGGUGGAAAAACGCCCACAAAGUUAUUUCAAGCUUUAGUUGACAAACAUCAGCAUAUUCCGUGGGAGUAUGUACACCUAUGGCAGGUAGACGAAAGAUGCGUCUCCCGCCAAUUUGAUGAAUCAAAUUUUAAGUUAUUGAAUGAUAAUCUAAUUAGGAACAUUCCAAUUCCCUACCUAAAUAUCCACACUAUGCCUGUAGAGAUUGCGGGCCGCGUCUGUAGUCCUGACGAUGCGGGAAACUCCAUAUAUGAAGAAGAAGUUAGACACCACAUUCCGGAUCUAGAGUUCGACUUAAUUCUCCUCGGAGUUGGGUCUGAUGGACAUACGGCUUCACUCUUCCCAGGCAAGUCUCACGAGAUUUCGUCACUUGUUGCUAUGGAUACAGUCAAAUCUAGAAUGACAUUGACAUUACCUUUGUUAAAUAAGGGGAGACAAGUUUUAGUUUUGGUGACAGGCGAUAAGAAACAUGACAUAUUGAUGGCACUACUCGACGACAAGAAAACUGCCACAGAUUUUCCGAUACUAAGCGUGAAACGUGAAGGGAAUGUCACGUGGUUUGUGGACCAUGAUGCCUGGUUUGGUACUAGGUAAAUUAUUAUAUUAAUUUGGGAUUUUAAUAUUCAUCGUCAUUAAUUAAACAAUUAUUUCAAUCACUGUU
This is a messenger RNA of Pecten maximus, 2683 nucleotides long. Its product is annotated as GDH/6PGL endoplasmic bifunctional protein-like. Gene Ontology annotation, cellular component: endoplasmic reticulum. Gene Ontology annotation, biological process: pentose-phosphate shunt; pentose-phosphate shunt, oxidative branch; glucose metabolic process. The record is from RefSeq and is a predicted model, not a curated record. NCBI's taxonomy places the organism in Eukaryota, Metazoa, Mollusca, Bivalvia, Pectinida, Pectinidae. Gene Ontology annotation, molecular function: 6-phosphogluconolactonase activity; NADP binding; glucose-6-phosphate dehydrogenase activity.